GGAGUUUCUUCCUGUAAGCUCCGUGAGCACAUCCGCGUUUAGCAGCAGCAGCGUGUGACCUGAAAUGUUUGUAAAAUUGUCCUUACAUGUAAGCUAACUCACUAAAUCACGCCGCAAAAAGCCAGCGUGUGUUUUCCGCUUAACGCGGAGACAGCAGAGGUCGAGCUAUGAACGCUGUUCUCCGGAAGGUGCAGGUGACGGCUGCACAACAGGCGUUUGUGUUGAAUCAAGCACUUACAUUAUGCCGGGCCACGACGUCCAUCCAGCAUCCUGUUUGGGCUUCUUUACAGGAGAGACAAUACAAAUCCAUGCCAACCCAUGGGAUUGGGAGGUGGAGACAUCUUAUAGCUAAAGAACCGUUAAAGAAAAAGAAAGACAAACACCAGAUGAAGACGAUCCUACCGCAGACAGAUACGGCGUUCGGCACUCUGAACGUGACAGUUUCGGGUUAUGACAUGACGCUGGUGGAGCAUUACGCAAAGUUCGUCCACAACCUCUGCAAUCGGCUCGGCAUCGAAGUGGCAGAAAGCUACGCUUUACCAACCAAGAGCACCGAGGUCAUGCUGAUGCAGGAGCAGGGCACCAAGAUGUACGUGGACGCCGUCCUGAAGACGCACGAGCGAGUCGUCCAGUUGAGCUUUCUAGACACCACAGUGUGUCCCGUUUUCAUGGACGUCGUUCUGAAGAAUCAGCCGGAGGGAGUCCAGCUCUCUGUGAUGGAGCACACCGAGGCCGAUUACCUGGCUCGGUUCAAGAGUCGUCCAGAGCUGGAGGGGCUUCUCAGUAAGAUGAAACAAUAGGACGUUCCCAAGUUUGACCUCCCGAGCUUCAAAAACUGUAUGUGGCACAUUACACCUCGAUUAUGUGUUUGUUUUUGUAUAUUUAUUCCCUGAUACACCCUAACUGAAUCAUGUAAAAAGGGUCAUUUGCAUUCAAAAAACUGUUCACAACUCAUAUUUGAUUUCUUUUGUUAACCUCUUAAAAAAUAAAGCCGGCAUAUUUUUUCCA
Molecule: messenger RNA, 1008 nt
Organism: Plectropomus leopardus (leopard coralgrouper)
Lineage: Eukaryota; Metazoa; Chordata; Actinopteri; Perciformes; Serranidae
Gene: mrpl48
Product: mitochondrial ribosomal protein L48
Cellular component (GO): mitochondrial ribosome
Source: RefSeq, a predicted model, not a curated record